Fomitopsis serialis is the source of this 1689-nucleotide messenger RNA. RefSeq names its product general amidase. The record is from RefSeq and is a predicted model, not a curated record. NCBI's taxonomy places the organism in Eukaryota, Fungi, Basidiomycota, Agaricomycetes, Polyporales, Fomitopsidaceae. The coding region runs from base 1 to 1689 and encodes 562 amino acids. The transcript is spliced from 10 exons.
AUGUCCUCCGAGACGCAUAGCUGGCAGGACCUCUGCAAGGCUCGCAGGCGUGUCCAGGCCGAGUCCAUCCCCAAGGACUGGCUCAUCGACCUCCCGCCCACCGACCUCCGCGAUGUUCGCGACGUCCCGCGCGCCUGUGGCCUGCUCUCCCCGCGCGAGCUCGAGAUCACAGAGACGACAGACACCGACCUCCUCCUCCUCAACCUCCGCACCGCCGUCUGGUCCUCCGUCGAGGUCACCACCGCGUUCUACAAGCGCGCUAUCGUUGCGCAGCAGCUGACAAAUUGCUUGACAGAGAUCUUUGUUGAUCGCGCCCUUGCCCGUGCGAAGGAGGUCGACGACUAUCUCAAGGCGACCGGGAGGCCCAUCGGUGCCCUCCAUGGCCUCCCCAUCUCGCUCAAGGACCAGUUCCCUAUCAAGGGGCUCGAGACCAUCAUGGGCUACGCUGGAUGGAUCGGCCGCUACGCCGACUCGGACUGCGUGCUCGUUGAGAUCCUUUACGAACAAGGCGCGGUCCCCUUCGUCCGCACCAACGUGCCCCAGACCCUCGUGUGGGGCGAGACGUCCAACCACGUCUUCGGCCGGACGACGAACCCGUACAACCGGUACAUGACACCGGGCGGCUCCUCCGGCGGCGAGGGUGCCCUCGUAGCUAUCCACGGCAGUCCCUUGGGUGUCGGGACCGACAUCGGCGGCUCCGUCCGCAUCCCGGCCUCUUUCUGCGGUCUCUACGGCCUGCGCCCGUCCUACGAACGUCUACCCUACGCGAAAGCCGUCAACGUCGCCCCCGGACAGGAGUCCAUAUCCUCCGUACUCGGCCCGCUGUCCCCCAGCCUCGCGGGCGUACGCGUGUUCACGCAGGCGGUCCUCGCUACGCGUCCGUGGCGCCGCGACCCGCUCGCGGUGCGCAAGCCGUGGGCGUGGGACGAGUACGCGCUCGCGGAGCACGGCGCGGGCGGGAGGAUGUGCUUCGCGGUCAUGUGGGAUAAUGGCAUGGUGAAGCCGCACCCGCCAGUGAGGCGCGCGAUGGAGAUAGUGAAGACGGCGUUGGAGGCGGCGGGGCAUACCGUGAUUGACUGGGAGAACCACCGACACUUGGAGUUCUACGAGGUAACGGAGCGCAUCUUCGCCGCGGACGACGCGCAGGACUAUCUCGCCGCAUGCGCGCUGUCCGGGGAGCCGCUCAUCCAGACGAUGAGUCCAGACACGGACGCGCACGAGUACGCCCUCGACGAGCCCUUCGCGCGCACGAUUGUGGCGAGCGCCGGCACCUCACUCUGGCAGCUACACGCGCGAAAGCGGGAUCUACGCAAGUCCCACCUUGACCACUGGGAGGCGACCGUCGCGCGCACGGGCACGGGCCGUCCAGUCGACGCGAUCAUCAGCCCCGUGGCCCCGUACACGGCCUGCCCGCACGGCUGCAACUCGGAUGCAUUCUACACAACCCUGACAAACACACUGGACUACACUACGUCCUGUUUCCCGGUGACGUACGCGGAUGCUGAGCUCGACAUGGCCGAGCCUCCACACGAGUUCUUCAACCACGAAGACGAGGCGGUUUACAAGCUUUACGAUCCGCAGCUCUUCCAUGGGCUCCCCGUCGGCCUUCAGCUGAUUGGGCGGACGCUGGAGGAAGAGGGUGUGAUUGCCAUGACGGAAGUUGUUGACAAGGCACUGAAGACAAUGUAA